AUUAUCAUCCCAAUAGUCGUCAAGAAUAAACCCUAACGUCGCCACCUUCACACCUCCCUCUCUCUCCCUCUCAUACCCUUCUGCAACUCUCCUCACUCCACAUUCCGAUUCUUCUGAAGCUCCAACAAUGGCGUCCUACGACUACGAUGACUCUCGCGCCGGCUACGAAGAGUCUUCGGCGACUCAACGAGGCUCGCAAACACCUUCCUCCGGCCAGGACCUCGGCUACGACCCGAACUACGUCCCCGAUUCCGUCAAAUCCUUCGUCGUCCAUCUCUAUCGUCACAUCCGCGAGAAGAACGUCUACGAGAUCCACCAGAUGUACGAGACGUCGUUCCAGACCCUCUCGGAGCGCCUCUUCAAGGACACGCCAUGGCCCUCCGUCGACGCCGUCGCGCCCUGCGUCGAUAACGACCACGUCUUCUGCCUCCUCUACCGUGAGAUGUGGUUCCGCCACCUCUAUGCCCGCCUCACCCCCACGCUCAAGCAGAGGAUCGACUCCUGGGACAACUACAUCAGUCUCUUCCAAGUCGUGCUCCAUGGCGUCGUCAACAUGCAGCUUCCCAACCAGUGGCUUUGGGAUAUGGUCGAUGAGUUCGUCUACCAGUUCCAGAGCUUUUGCCAAUACAGGGCUAAGAUGAAGAACAAGACCGACCAGGAGAUUGCGCUUCUGAAACAGUUCGAUCAGGCAUGGAACGUGUAUGGUGUGCUCAACUUCUUGCAAGCGCUUGUCGAGAAGUCCAUGAUUAUUCAGAUUCUCGAGCGAGAGAAGGAAGGGCUUGAACAGUUUACUUCCUUGGAUGGAUAUGAUUACAAUGGUGGGAGUAAUGUCUUGAAGGUAUUGGGAUACUUCAGCAUGGUGGGGUUGCUGCGAGUUCACUGUCUUUUGGGUGAUUAUCAUACUGGUCUCAAACGGUUGCUUCCAAUUGACAUUAGUCAACAAGGUGUUUACUACACGGUUAUUGGAUGCCACAUUACCACAAUAUAUCAUUAUGGAUUUGCUAAUCUGAUGCUAAGGAGGUACACAGAUGCAAUUCGUGAAUUCAACAAGAUUCUCUUGUACAUCCAUAGAGCUAAAAAUUACCAUCAUAAAUCUCCACAGUUUGAGCAGAUUUUGAAGAAGAACGAACAGAUGUAUGCCUUGUUGGCAAUUUGCCUUUCACUUUGCCCCCAGAUGAAGCUUGUUGACGAAGUUACUGUAAAUGCUCAGUUGCGAGAGAAGUAUGGUGAAAAGAUGAUUAGAAUGCAAAGAUAUGAUGAUGAGGCAUUUGCAAUUUAUGACGAGCUCUUCUCAUAUGCAUGUCCAAAGUUCAUUACCCCUUCGGCUCCAAGUUUUGAGGAGCCUCUUGUAAAUUACAAUCAGGAUGCUUAUAGACUUCAGUUGAAAUUGUUUCUUUAUGAAGUGAAGCAGCAACAGUUGUUAUCAGGUGUCCGUACCUUCUUGAAAGUUUACUCGACCAUCUCUCUCGGGAAACUAGCGAGCUACAUGGAAGUGGAUGAACCCACCUUGAGGACUAUCUUGAUGACGUACAAGCACAAGACACAUGCUGUUGACAGUGAUGGAAAAAUAAUCUCCAAUGCUGAUGUUGAUUUCUACAUUGACGAUGACAUGAUAUUCGUGGUAGACUCCAAAUCAGCAAAGAAAUAUGGGGAUUACUUCUUGCGUCAGAUUGUCAAGUUUGAAGGGUUAAUGAAUAGCCUGGACGCGGUAAAGCUGGGUGGGUUCACGAAUAAUCCGGAUGGGGUAAAGCUGAAAGGGUUCGUGAAUAAUCUGGAUAAAUGAAUUGCUAAGAGUUGGUGUUAACCGUUCUGCUCGUCUUUUCUCUUUUCAGUUGAUGAUUUUGGUUAUUUUUAAUUUUAUUUUAUCCCCUUUUUUAUUCGUCUAUUUCUCAGCCAUAUACAAAUCUUGUACAAGUGAAAGUAGUUGGCUCUUUAGAUAUAUAAUUUUCAGCCUUUUGCUUUAGCAACUUUUGAUUAAGAGAUGAAAAAAUCCUCCCCUUAUGGGGUUUUUGCAAA
Morus notabilis is the source of this 2016-nucleotide messenger RNA. Its product is annotated as eukaryotic translation initiation factor 3 subunit L. The coding region runs from base 128 to 1783 and encodes 551 amino acids. Gene Ontology annotation, molecular function: translation initiation factor activity. The transcript has 7 exons. The record is from RefSeq and is a predicted model, not a curated record. Gene Ontology annotation, cellular component: cytoplasm; eukaryotic translation initiation factor 3 complex. NCBI's taxonomy places the organism in Eukaryota, Viridiplantae, Streptophyta, Magnoliopsida, Rosales, Moraceae. Gene Ontology annotation, biological process: translational initiation.